GCUGAAGUUAUAAUUUUUUUCUUUGGCAUAAAAACCUUGACAGUUUUAAUGAUCUGGGAAGGGAUGGAAGGCUUCUUAAUUGUUCCCAGAAGUAGAAAGUAGAAGUAGCCUAUGUUCAUCGUAUAUAUGAGCUUUAUAUUCAGUGAUUCUUCAUUUUACAAAGCUAGGCGUUCUCUGCUAAUUCCAAGUAUGAAGGCUCAAAUCAAAUUGAUUUUGGCGCCCAUAUAGCACUUCUUCUUACCGGGUUUCUUAAAUCUGCUUUGCUGUUGAUGAACUUGCUCUCGGCCUUCUCUUCUUGACUUGGUUGGCUGCGGAACAGGCUACAGCUGCUUGAUUGAAGAUACUCUAUUAUUGGAUGGAGGACAAUGGUGCUGAAGUCGUUGAGCUUCGAUAUUAUUGUACAAUUAAGGUUCAUCAUUUAAUGUGUUUAGAACUCAAAAAAUUCAUUGACAGAAUCUCGGAAAUAUUGCCAGCCAUCGAGUCUGCCCGGCCAGGAUGCACAUUGGGAAUAGAGGCAAUGUGCACAAUAAAACUUGCAAUGGAUAAAGCAAAAUUACUUAUACAGCACUGCUCAGAGUCUAGUAAACUCUACCUGGCAAUUACAACAGAGAGGAUAGUUUCCAGAUGUAAGAAAAUACAAAAGACUUUGGAAGUAUCUUUGAGUCAAAUUCAAAAUAUGGUCCCAUUGCUGUUGGCUGGAAAGAUAUCUGGAAUUGCCCUUGAUCUUAAGCGCACAAAGUUUCCCAUUGAACCUGCUGAAGAAGAGGCUGGGAAGGUUAUAUUAGGACUGCUUCGACAAGCAAUUCCUGUGUCCAAUUCUGUGAAUGAUUUAGAACUCAAGGCUGUUCGACUUGCAGCUUUGACACUAAAAAUUACAUCCCCUUCUGCAGUUUUGAUAGAGAGAAGAUCUAUUAAGAGUUUACAUGAUAAAGCCCCUGACACAGACCCUAAGAAAAAAAUCUUGAAGUGGCUCUUCUAUCUUUUGAGGAAAUAUGGAGAAAUAAUUGGACGAUACCAGGAUGAUGGCAGCCAUAUGCAGUGUGAUGAGACUCAAGCCGAUGACUUUGGAACACCCGGAACUCCUCCCAAGGAGUUCAAGUGUUCCAUCUCUAUGCAGGUGAUGCAUGAUCCAGUGAUUAUUGCUUCUGGGCUGACAUUUGAACGAUUUUGGAUAGAGCAGUGGUUUAAUGAGGGUAACCAGACAUGCCCUAUAACUCAAAUGACGCUUGACAACUUGUUCAUGACUCCAAACUCUGUACUGAAGGAACUCAUAUCAGCUUGGUCUUCCAAGCAGGGGAUUACUAUUCCUGACCCAUAUUUAGAACCAAAUAUUUCCUCUCUUGUCUCCCUGGAUUCUUCAUUUUCCAGUUCCAUUGCCAGCAUUCCUAGUUCUGUGAAUAACUUGAACCUUCAACUUAGUGCUGUGUCCAUACGCUCUUCAGGUACUGAUGAUGUUCCAGAAAUUUUAGACCACUUUAGUGAAAGCAGAUUAAGUUGUAGGCAUAGACAGAAGAAUGCAGUUUCUCAAGAACUUAACAACUCUACAGAGAGUUAUGGAAACAUGUUGGCUUCUCUUUCCAGACUUGCUGCACUUUCAUGGGGAUCACAGUGCAAGACAGUUAGAGAUGUGAACAAAACACUUCAGGAAAAUAAACACGCAUGUCAUACUACAAUUUCCAACAGUUGUGUCGAACCUUUGAUUAAAUUUUUGAAGGAUGCACAUGAAUUAAAUGAUGUAAAACAACAGAGAGAUGGAGCAGAGGUGCUGUUGACGAUUUUGAGAAAUAACAGCAGUGAAAUGCUACUGUUUGAUACAGAUGGGAUUUAUGUGUUGGCAUCGUAUAUUGAAACUGAAAUCACUGGAGAAGUCCUUGCUAUCAUAGAGGUUUUGUCUUCCCAACCUAAAUACAAGUCUAUGAUAGUGGCAUCUGGUGUUCUUCCUUCCAUUCUUAAAGUCCUCGAUACCAAGACCAGGGACUUUCACAGUAUUGCCAUGAAGAUACUGUGUAAUUUGUCCUUCAAUUGUGAUGUUGGAUACCAUAUAGUGUAUUUGGACUGCAUUCCAAAGCUGAUUCAGUUAUUGGGUGAUCCAUACCUGGCACCAUUUUGCAUUGAGAUCAUUAGGAACCUACGCAGUAUAGAGGAGGUUAGGAUUGCAGUAGCUGAAACCAGCUCGUGUAUCAGUGACAUUUCCCUAAUACUCGAAACUGGAACAAAGGAGGAACAAGAACAUGCUGCAGGUGUUCUUCUUUUUGUAUGUCGUGAGCAUGCUGACUUCCGUCAACUGGUCAUGAGAGACACCAUCAUACAAUCUUUAGCCGAUAUGUCUCUCAAUGGGAAUUCCAGAGGUAAAGAAUUUGCCUCUGAAUUGCUCCAACUCUUGGAAAAUGUCAAAGAUGAUCCUCCAGAAUGUUCAAUUCCCGAAAUUGAUCUGGCCCUGCUCGACAUCUCAAGCUCCUCCAGCUGCCAGUAUGAAGAUAAGAAACCGUCUUACAGGUCAUUUUGGUUCUUUGGAAGGAUUUUAUCACUAUUUUAGUCUCAGAUUAGCUCUUAGCAUAAUUUUAGUCUCAGAUUAGAUAUAUACAUACAAAAAACACAGGACAUAAGAGGAUUGAGUCUCCCACCAACCUCAUCCGUCUGUCAUAUAUGCAUUCUCAUUGGAGCUGGUGGCAUGAGUUUCGGACCAUCGUGCAACUCUUUGUAGUUGUACAGUACUGGAAUCAUAGGAGAAAGAUUCUUGCCCGAACUUAAAAGGCUUUAGAUAGGAGAAAGAUAUACACGUGAAGUGGGUUAUUGUCACUACUUGAACAAUACAUAUCGUAGGACUCACUUCAUCUGUUUAUUUAUCUCCUACUUGAAGUUUUCAAGUUCUUGCUCGAACUUGAGGAAUCCUUGAUCUGAUCCGUAAUGGUAUAUAACAUUAUAUAGGAAAUGUAAGGUCCAAGUUGCAGUUGUGAGGAGCAAAGUGUUGACCUUGUAGUGUUGUUUCAAUUUCCAUGUACAGUGUAAUGAAAAGGUUACUUUGGUAA
Messenger RNA from Juglans regia (Persian walnut), 3029 nucleotides. RefSeq names its product U-box domain-containing protein 5-like. Lineage: Eukaryota; Viridiplantae; Streptophyta; Magnoliopsida; Fagales; Juglandaceae. The record is from RefSeq and is a predicted model, not a curated record. Gene Ontology annotation, biological process: protein ubiquitination. The transcript has 6 exons. Bases 356 to 2536 code for a protein of 726 amino acids. Gene Ontology annotation, molecular function: ubiquitin-protein transferase activity. Gene Ontology annotation, cellular component: cytoplasm; nucleus.